Molecule: messenger RNA, 933 nt
Organism: Sphenostylis stenocarpa
Lineage: Eukaryota; Viridiplantae; Streptophyta; Magnoliopsida; Fabales; Fabaceae
Source: the annotation of a GenBank genome assembly
AUGGCGACAGCCGCCGGAGCGGCGGUGAUGCUGUACCUCGUAUUCAGGCGGAAGAACAAGGUCGAAGAGGAGUGGCCGAGAGCUCGGAGCUUGAGGAUGAAACCAGCUCAGGCGCCGGCAAAUCUGUUUGAAUCGAUCUUGACGUUGUCGGAGACGCUGAGGUUCACUUACUCCGAGACUAUUGGGAAAUGGCCAAUCACCGACUUAGCCUUCGGCAUCAAUUACUUCAUGCGCAAACAGGGCGAUUUGGCAGUUGGAAGUGUGUAUGGUGGAAGCGAUUGUGUGGAGUUGCGAGGCCCUGAAGUUGUAGUUGAGUUAGAGGAGCUAUUGAGGCUGUUGACUCUGUGCAUGCUUUUCUCGAAGAGACCGUUUCCCGAGUUUUUAGAUUCUGCCGGAUUCUCGCUGGACCAUGUCCUUCUCCAUAACCCCAAUGCUGAGGUAGAACUUCAAUGGGGUGGCUGUCCCAAAUUCAUGGUAAUGGUUGAUCAUGUCCAUUCUGAGAUGGCUAAUCCUGUAGUUCUAACACGAUUAUGUGCAUUGCAUGAGUUACUCCUGAAGCCCGCUUUCACUAUUAUACAUGAUAUGCAAUCAAAAUGUUUCCUUCUAUUAAUCCGGGGAACUCAUAGCAUUAAAGAUACACUAACAGCUGCAACUGGUGCUGUGGUUCCCUUUCACCAUUCCAUUUUAAAUGGUGGAGGGAUAAGCAAGUUAGUUUUAGGACAUGCACACUGUGGCAUGGUUGCUGCAGCUCGUUGGAUUGCAAAACUCUGCACUCCUACAUUAUGUAAGGUUCUUAAUGAAUGUCCAGACUCAAAAGUCAAGAUUGUUGGACAUUCACUUGGUGGUGGUACUGCUGCACUAUUAACAUUUAUUCUUAGAGAACAAAAAGAGUUAUCUUCAAUCACCUGCGUCACAUUUGCCCCAGGCAUGUGA